Messenger RNA from Botrytis cinerea B05.10, 1213 nucleotides. RefSeq lists its product as hypothetical. Lineage: Eukaryota; Fungi; Ascomycota; Leotiomycetes; Helotiales; Sclerotiniaceae. Bases 48 to 950 code for a protein of 300 amino acids. The record is from RefSeq and is a predicted model, not a curated record. The transcript has a single exon.
GUAGCUCGAGAAAAUCAUUGCACGUACAAACUAAAACAUCGUUGGAAAUGUCCCCGCUCAUCGUUCCUUUUACAAUAAAUAACGGAAAUAUCAACAAUUUAAUACUCGAAGAUACCGAGCAUAUUAACACUAUCGCUGAGGCCACAGCGACUCAGAAACAUUAUACAACAGAGUUUUCCCAACAGAAGCUCAACGAUAUCCAUAGUCACCUAUGGUCAGCGGGCAAAAAAGACAAUAUCAAUGCCCUUCAUCAUCAAAAAGUCCUUUGCCGAGAAGUGAUUCUCUCUGAACGGUCUGACCUCCAUCUUGUUUGGUUUGACCGUAUCAUCUACGUCAAGCCACUGCCGAUCUGCCUUCUCGACCACAACUUCAUUGAUGCUAUUGUCCUUCCCGAUGCCGACCUCUAUAGCAAUAUCUUCGGCUUUCUGUACUCUUACACAAUGCUCAUUCAGCACACCUCUGAUCUCUCUCUCGCCCAUGAAUUAGGUCUCAUCCACAAAAAGAUUGAGUGGAAAUCGUGGAAAGAGUUUCGCACUACUUUUCAUAAUAACAUCUUGUCCAAUCGAGUUCCAAGAACGCUUAUGAACAAACGCUUUGAAUAUGGUGAACUUCGACUCACGCGUCUGAAUUAUAUAUACAGACUCUCAUUCCGCGGCUUGAAGUAUUUUACCACGCAUCGCGAGUACACAACUUAUUUACAAGAGUACACCGCAGCGGGCAUUACACUCUUCGCAUUUGUGACAGUAGCGCUUACUGCAAUGCAGGUGGUAGUCGGACUGAAUGAAGUUUCGCAGGCGUUGAUUGAAACAUCGUAUUGGUUUUCCAUUGUAGUUUUAUUUGUCGUAGCUAUUUUUAGCGUAGCAGUCUCAUUGAUCUUUAUUAUUUUGUUUCUUGUUAAUGCUACUUUAGCAAUUAAAAAUCUUUUUUCGUAUAGCUGGGGUAAUAUUUGAUCAUAGUAUAUGGUUGGCAAUGUAGAUAUUGUGCGCGUUGGUUGUGCUUAUUGUCGGAUUAAAAGGCUGGUGAUAGCAGAGAUGGUUAGAGGCAAUUGUGUGGUAUCGUUACUCGAUGUAUAAGGUUAAUCAACGAAACAAUAUAAGAAAUGAUAGACUCGUUUGACUCACUUGUGAAAUGCUGAUGUGCGUACCUCGACGUAUGGCAGCAGAAAACAGAUAAAUGAGAAUAUAAAUUUGUAGGUGGGCACAAGAGCAUUACA